CCCACCCGACCCACAACCCAACCCUACCGACUGCCCCUUUAUCUCCAAAAUUAUCUUCCUUUCUCCGUUUCUUCCUGUAACUUCAAAUAACUUCUCCAAUUUCACAAUUAACAGCCCGCCCAGCAUUACAACAUCGAAUCCUUUUUCUUCUUCCAUGGAAGAUCAAUCAUCACUGAAGUUUAACGACCUAUCAGGCAAAGGGAUGAAAAAAGUGACCAUUUUGGCACAAAAUGAAAAGGUCGAAUUGGGUUAAAAAUUUCCUGCCCUAAUUGAUUUAGGAGAGAAAAAUGAUGUCAUUAUUGCAAAUGAUGAAAUCUAGUCAACUUCUUCAACUUCCAAGAACUAAUCUAUCCCGUUUUCUCUCCGUUGCCUGCAAAUCUUCCAGCCCAUCUCCUUUUGCCUCUGAAAUAAAAACUGAAGUUGACAGAAUCACUAGAAUUAUCAAUGACCAUUCGUUUCCAGAUGAACCACUUGAACCGACCCUUCUCUGGCAUAUCCCACCCGUUUCUCUUUCCUCAUAUUUUGUGGAGAGUGUUCUUGGUCAACUUUUUGCGGCACACUCAAAUGGAUUGAAAGCCUUAGAGUUCUUUAAGUACUCCAUCCACCAUUCUCAGCAUGCUCCAAGUGUGGGUGCUUUUGAAAAGACACUCCAUAUCCUCACACGUAUGCGCUAUUUUGAUAAAGCUUGGGAAUUGAUGUUGGAUAUGCAGUGUUCGCACCCUUCCCUGCUUAGCCUUAAAUCAAUGAGCAUCAUGUUAGCAAAAAUUGCUAAAUUUCAAUCCUAUGAAGACACCCUUGAAGCAUUCAAAAGGAUGGAGACUGAAGUUUUUGCUGGGAGGAAUUUUAGUACUGAUGAGUUCAAUGUUCUGCUUCGAGCUUUUUGCUCGCAGAGGGAGAUGAAAGAGGCCAGAUCAGUAUUCCUGAAGAUGCAUUCUCGAUUUCCAACUAAUACCAAGACCAUGAAUAUUCUGCUUUUGGGAUUCAAGGAAUCGGGCAAUGUUACUGCAAUGGAACUUUUUUACCAUGAGAUGAUUCGAAGAGGUUUCAAGUCUAGCAGUAUGACAUAUAACAUCCGAAUCGAUGCUUACUGUAAGAAGGGGUGCUUGGGGGAUGGUCUACGGCUUCUUGAAGAAAUGGAACGGGUCCACUGCUUGCCUACACUUGAAACAAUCACUACUUUGAUUCAUGGAGCUGGUGUUGCUCGAAAUAUUCCAAAGGCGAGGCAGUUGUUUGAUGAAAUUCCUAAAAGAAAUUUACAGCUUGAUGUUGGAGCUUAUAAUGCUAUGAUCAGUUCCCUUAUUGGGUCCAAAGAUAUACAUUCUGCCAUUGAAUUGAUGGAUGAGAUGGAGAGAAAGCAGAUUGAGUAUGAUGGUGUGACGUAUCAUACAAUGUUUUUAGGGAUGAUGAAGUUGAGUGGCAUUGAAGGAGUUAGUGAGCUUUACUGUAAAAUGCUCGAGAGAAAUUUCAUUCCUAGGACCCGGACAGUGGUGAUGCUAAUGAAAUUUUUUUGUGGAAACCAGCAUUUGCAUUUUGCUUUAAAUUUAUGGGAUUAUUUAUUACAGAAAGGGCAUUGUCCUCAUAGCCAUGCACUGGAUCUUUUGGCAACAGGAUUGUGCUCUCGGGGACGGUGGCAAGAAGCAUAUCAAUGCUGCAAACAAAUCUUGGAGAGAGGAAGGCAUAUGAGUGAAUCAGUUUAUCAUAUGAUGCAGAGAAUUUUAAAGCAGUAUGAUGAAAUGGAGAAGUUGAUGGAGCUCAACAUGAUGAAAAUGAAACUACAAUAUGUUCUGCCACAAUCUGGCAAGGAACCAAUCAACUCUACAUGCUGAGUUAUGGAAGUAACAAUAUUUCUUGCAAAAUAUAUAGAAGCUGGAUUCAUUUUAUCCAAGUUGACUUUGGCCUUUUUGACAUUGAAUUUGAUGAUAAAAAAUUUCUUUAAAGAUGGCAUGUGAGUCCUAUUUGAUAAGGUUACUCCAAGUCCUAUUACGGUAAUUGGACAGGCAAGCACCCACACUCAACAAUGCAGAAAGGUGUGCUGGGAGAGGCAAAAAGACAUCACUCCAGUGAGAAGAGCGCAAGCAGAUUCACAAGACCUCCCUAAUCACCAAGUUGAUUUUGACAUCAUGUUUGGUUGGUUAGGAGGGAGAAUGGGUGCAGUAUAGCUUGGCAAAUUCGAAGAAUGGAUGCCAGGAUUAUUGUCACGAGAUGCACUAGAAUUGUUAUUGAUGAUAAGCACUUCAUUGAGCCUUUUAUGAUUAGGGAGAUUCCUUUGGAGACAAUUGUCAGGAAUCUGUGUGUACUCUGGGGUGAGGGGAAGUGGACCCUUAGCUUGGUUAAAAGACCAAUGAAUAAACCAAACUGGAGGUUUGAGCCCAUGAUAUAUGACUUUAGAUCACUUGCAGGAAGGAUGCCAGGAUUGGAGUUUAGUGAAUGACAAUGUUAAAUGCGGAGACGGCUUAACAACCUGGCUAGGAUGGUAACUUUGAAUGACAAGUAUCGAGUUUAAAAUGGCUCUUUCUUUUACUUUUGCUUAUGCUUAUAAGUUUAUCUGCUGUUUAGUUUCUUGUUUUCGGCGUGUGACCCACUAUAAAAAAAAAAAGAGUUUAUGAAAUUUAAAAGAAGAAUUCCUAUCA
Gossypium raimondii (Peruvian cotton) is the source of this 2630-nucleotide messenger RNA. RefSeq names its product pentatricopeptide repeat-containing protein At3g61360. The coding region runs from base 288 to 1826 and encodes 512 amino acids. The transcript has 2 exons. Gene Ontology annotation, molecular function: protein binding. NCBI's taxonomy places the organism in Eukaryota, Viridiplantae, Streptophyta, Magnoliopsida, Malvales, Malvaceae. The record is from RefSeq and is a predicted model, not a curated record.